Messenger RNA from Suncus etruscus (white-toothed pygmy shrew), 4056 nucleotides. RefSeq names its product AT-rich interaction domain 4A (gene ARID4A). The coding region runs from base 52 to 3888 and encodes 1278 amino acids. The record is from RefSeq and is a predicted model, not a curated record. Gene Ontology annotation, cellular component: nucleus. The transcript is spliced from 23 exons. Gene Ontology annotation, biological process: regulation of transcription by RNA polymerase II. Lineage: Eukaryota; Metazoa; Chordata; Mammalia; Eulipotyphla; Soricidae. Gene Ontology annotation, molecular function: transcription cis-regulatory region binding.
GAGGAGCCGGAGCCGGAGCCGGAGCUGGAGCCCCGCAGAUCGCCCGCGAAGAUGAAGGCGGCGGAUGAGCCUGCCUACCUGACAGUGGGAACCGACGUCAGUGCCAAGUACCGGGGGGCCUUCUGUGAGGCGAAAAUCAAGACUGUGAAAAGGCUGGUGAAAGUAAAGGUACUCCUGAAACACGAUAAUACUACACAGUUGGUGCAAGAUGACCAAAUAAAGGGUCCCUUGAGAGUUGGAGCUGUUGUGGAAACAAGGACAUCAGACGGGUCUUUUCAGGAAGCCGUCAUCAGCAAGUUGACAGAUGCCAGCUGGUAUACUGUGGUGUUUGACGAUGGCGACGAGAGAACUCUGAGACGCACCUCACUUUGCUUAAAGGGAGAGAGACACUUUGCCGAGAGCGAGACCCUGGACCAGCUUCCAUUGACAAAUCCAGAGCAUUUUGGAACUCCCGUCAUCGCCAAGAAGACAAACAGAGGAAGGAGGUCUUCGCUUCCUAUUACUGAAGAUGACAAGGACGAAGAAAGCAGUGAAGAAGAAGAUGAAGAUAAGAAACGCCUCAAUGACGAGUUACUAGGAAAAGUUGUCAGUGUGUUGUCUGUAUCUGAGAAGACCGAAUGGUUUCCUGCUUUGGUAAUAUCUCCCAGCUGUAAUGAUGAUGUCACAGUGAAAAAAGACCAGUGUUUAGUCCGAUCAUUUAUUGAUUCUAAAUUUUAUUCAAUAGCAAGAAAAGACAUCAAGGAAGUUGACGUUCUCAGUCUCUCUGACUCUGAAAUCUCUGCGAAGCCAGGGCUGCAGAAAGCAAGCAUCUUCAUACGAAGUCGAGUUGUUCCUGAUAAUUGGAAAACAGAUCUAAGUGAAAUCCUUGAGUCAUCCAGUAGUGAUGAUGAAGAGAGUCCAGCACGGGAAAAAGAAGAAGUGAAGGAAAAAGAGGCCAAAAAGGAAGAAGAGGUGAUGCCUGAGGAAGAACUUGAUCCUGAAGAGAGGGACAACUUCCUCCAACAGCUUUACAAGUUUAUGGAAGACAGAGGUACUCCAAUCAACAAACCACCAGUUCUAGGCUACAAAGAUCUCAAUCUUUUCAAACUCUUUCGACUGGUUUAUCAUCAAGGUGGAUGUGACAAUAUUGAUAGUGGCGCUAUAUGGAAGCAAAUUUAUAUGGACCUCGGCAUUCCUAUUUUGAACUCGGCUGCUUCCUACAAUGUAAAAACUGCAUAUAGAAAGUAUCUCUAUGGUUUCGAGGAGUACUGCCGUUCUGCAAAUAUUCAGUUCAGAACCAUUCAUCACCAUGAACCAAAAGUAAAAGAGGAAAUAAGAGAUUUAGAAGAACCAAUGGAAGAGGCGGUAAAAGUGGAUCAAGAAAUGCCUUUAGUAGAAGUGAAGUGUGAACCUGAGGAAAACGUUGAUUCAAACAGUGAAAGUGAGAGAGAAGAAAUAGAAUUAAAAUCUCCAAAGGGUCGAAGGAGAAUUGUUCGAGAUGCAAAUUCUAUUAAAAAAGAAACUGACGAGGAGAAAACGGAAGAUAGGCUAAAAGAUACCGAUUCAGAAAAUAAGGAUCUCGACGAUGACUACGAAACCGGGGAGCAAAAAGAGAACGAACUGCUCCUGGGGAGGAAGAGCAAGCCGAAGGAGAAGAAGAUCAGAAAGCAAGAGGACUCCGACAAGGACUCCGAGGCCGACGAGGAGAAGAGCCACGAGAGGGAAGAAACUGAAAGCAAAUGUGACUCUGAAGGGGAGGAAGAUGAGGAGGACUCAGAGCCUUGCUUAACAGGAACCAAAGUGAAAGUCAAGUACGGAAGAGGAAAGACCCAGAAAAUCUACGAAGCCAGUAUUAAAAGCACUGAGAUCGAUGAUGGCGAAGUUUUGUACUUAGUCCAUUACUACGGGUGGAAUGUCAGAUAUGAUGAAUGGGUGAAGGCUGACAGGAUAAUUUGGCCUUUGGACAAAGGUGGACCAAAGAAAAAGCAGAAGAAAAAAGCUAAAAAUAAAGACGACAGUGAAAAGGACGAAAAGAGGGAUGAGGAGAAGCAGAAGUCAAAGCGGGGGCGACCUCCGUUGAAGUCCACCCUUUCUUCAAACUUGCCGUUCGGCUUGCCCAAAACUCCAAACAGUGAAGGGAAAUCCAGCACCGGCAGCCCCUGCAGCAAUGUGCCCUACAGCUCGCCUCUGUCGAACGGGAUGGAAGACUCUUGUUCAUCUGAUAGUGAAACAGAAGACCUUUUAGAAAAGAGUUUGUUGAAUGAAGAACUUUCUCCUGAGCUUAAAGAAGAAAUAGAAAAAAAUGAAAACUUAAACGAUGAAAAGCUAGAUGAAGAAAAUCCAAAGAUAACCACACAUAUGUUAAAAGAUAACGAUAGGACUCACACGCAGCCUUUAGAACCUCUGAAAUUAGAAGUUAGAGAGAAUGAGCAGAUCGUACAAUUUCUGGGAAAUAAAAUGGAACAUGUAGAAGAAGUUAAGAAAGAUCUAGAGAAAUCCCCAAAGGGAAAGGGAAGAAGAAGCAAGACAAAAGAUCUUCCGCUGGAAAUGAUAAAGAUCUCGUCGUUUAGUCAGGAUGAAGAAGGAAGCGACUCUCACGGAGAAGUUCCGAGCCUUGAAUGCGCUUCCCUGGAGAGCAGACACUUGCCUCCUGCACCUGAAGAUGAAAUGGACCAGAGCUCCAGAGAGAAAAAGUUGAAGCGGAAAAUCCUGGGGCAGUCGUCCCCGGAGAAGAAGAUCAGGAUGGAAAACGGGAUGGAAGUGGUAGGCAGCGGGCCUCAGGAAAGGACUGGUGAUGCUGCUGCAUCCGAGGGCCCGAAAACCUUAAAGUCGGAGCCUCCCUUUGAGCCAGAGAAUGAAGGCAUGCCAUCCCUGGUGGCCGAGUCAAGCCCAGGCGCCCAGGAGCUGAGCGGGGACAAGCCGGACAGUCCGGCGGAAGAAGUGGUCGCUGUCCCGCUGAAGGAGGAGGAGGAUGCCAUGCCGUUGAUUGGGCCUGAGACCCUGGUGUGCCACGAGGUCGACUUGGACGAUCUGGACGAGAAGGACAAAGCCGCUGUGGAGGACGUGGUCGUGGAGAGCUUGGGGUCCCCCUCGCCCGCCGCCUCGGCCCCGCCGGCCCUCCCUCCUGUCGCGCUGCCCAGCUUCUCGGCAGCCUCGCCCCCGGCCCUCAGCCAGGAUGAGUCCCGCAGCGUCAGGAGCGAGAGCGACGUCACCAUCGAGGUGGACAGCGUGGCCGAGGAGUCGCAGGAGGGCCUUUGCGUCCAGGAGCCGGCCAGUGGCUUCGAGGCCAGCAUCGCCCUGGGCUCCUGUGACAUCCUGGUCCCAGAGACAGAGAGCAGAGGGAAAGGUCAGAAAAGGCCAAGUGAUGGAAAUAGUAGAUUAUUGGCCAAAAAACAAAAGCGUACCCCAAAGCGAUCAAGUGCUGUAGCCAAAAAUGAAAAGAAUGGAACAGGGCAAAGCAGUGACAGUGAAGAUCUGCCUGUCCUCGACAAUUCGAAUAAAUGCACCCCUGUGAAACACCUCAGUGUCUCUAAGCCACAGAAGCUCGCACGGUCUCCUGCAAGAAUAUCUCCCCACAUGAAGGAAGGAGAAAGAGAUAAACACAGGGAAAAGCAUCCAAACUCAUCCCCAAGGACGUACAAGUGGAGCUUUCAACUCAAUGAAUUAGAUAAUAUGAAUAGUACAGAAAGAAUCUCUUUUCUUCAAGAAAAACUACAGGAAAUCAGAAAGUAUUACAUGUCUUUGAAGUCCGAAGUCGCAACCAUAGACAGGAGGAGAAAAAGAUUGAAAAAGAAAGAUAGAGAAGUGUCUCACACCGGCGCCUCCAUGUCUUCUGCCUCCUCGGACACGGGCAUGAGCCCCUCGUCAUCCUCGCCUCCGCAGAACGUCCUUGCUGUUGAAUGCAGGUGAUGAACGUUGUUCUUUGCCUCCCAGCAGUUCGCUGCCAUGGACUUGCACCCCCAGCCCUGAAAGACAACCGCAGGAAAGCACUCGACUGGUCGGACCUUGCUAAGCAGAGCUCCUGCAUUCUUCCCUAGGCCGGAUUAGAUCUGUUCCCUUUUCUUUUCUUUUUCUGUU